Molecule: messenger RNA, 3569 nt
Organism: Nymphalis io (European peacock)
Lineage: Eukaryota; Metazoa; Arthropoda; Insecta; Lepidoptera; Nymphalidae
Product: transcription factor Sp4-like
Exons: 17
Coding region: 430-2673 (747 amino acids)
Biological process (GO): regulation of transcription by RNA polymerase II
Molecular function (GO): DNA-binding transcription factor activity, RNA polymerase II-specific; RNA polymerase II cis-regulatory region sequence-specific DNA binding
Source: RefSeq, a predicted model, not a curated record
GCGGCCGGUCGCGAGAAUGGUGCGUACCGUACGUGAACAAAGGCAAAUAAUUGUUAGCAAGUGUCAAGUAGAUAAUGUCGUCUGAGCUCUCAAAAGUGCAAGUGGAAUAUAUUAGUGAGGACAAAAUUAUUAAGGUAAAACGUGGUGGCUUUGGGGUUAUAGUGUUAUUGUGUAACAGAUUGGACGCCAACGGGCAGCGUUCUCGUGUGUCGGUCGGUGCAGGGGGAGGGCGGGGCGAGCGCGGCCCCGGCCGUGUGGGGCCCGUCAGGCCACACGCAGGAGGUUGUGACCGCUUCGUGAGCUACUCCCUUGCCGAAAUAGCAUCAACAUCCUCCUUCAGUUUUUUACCACCCAUUUCAAGAGGGUUGUGGCACCCAAUCACCCCUUGCAUUACUGGCGGCUACCUGCAGCCGCGUAGGUGCCGCCACCAUGGGGCCCGAUCAGCAGCAGCAGGAAAAAGAUCAGCAACAACAGCAUUUUAGUUCACAGCAGCAACAGCAAGCACAGCAGCAACAGCAACAGCAGCAAGUACAACAACAGCAAGUACAACAACAGCAGCAACAACAACAGCAACAACAACAGCAACAACAGCAACAGCAACAACAACAGCAACAACAACAACAAGUUCAACAACUUGUUCAACAACAAGUUCAAGGAGAUGCCGCUACACUUGCUGCAUUACAGCAGCAGUAUUUGCAGCAGCAACAGCCUCAGAUGAGAGUCAUCAGUACAGCUGUUGUGCAACAACUUAGAGCUCAAGGCCUGUCGGGAAAUGAAUUGUCAGCGGCAAUAGUGAAUGCGGCUAGUACUGUCCCAAAUGGCAUUCAAGUGCAGCAACCUCAGGUUAUAUCAAUGCAACAACUGCAGUCACUGCUAGGGGGUGGUGUAGUAUCCAGUAAUGAGGGUGCCACAUAUCAGAAUGCUCCACAACAACUGUUGCAGAUACAUCCGCAGCUGUUACAGCAACAAGGAGGCGGAGUGGGGGGCGUGUACGGCGGCUGUGUGGUGGGGGGCAUGGCGCCGCUGCAGGCCGUGACCGUGGACGGCCAGGACGCGCUCUUCAUACCCGCGCACCAUGCACAGAAUUUCUCUGGGAUGGGGCAAGUGAGCCUCGUGAAUGGUCAGCUAGUGAGGACUCCUGUUCUUCCUGCUGGUUUCCUGCAAAAUGUCAUGCACUUACCUGCAGAACAGCAGGCCACCGUCUCCAUACCCGGUACUAAUUUAACCAUUCCACUGAGCGCCUUGACUGGCAAUCAAAUGAUCACUAUCCCGGGCACGAAUAUCUCUAUUCCGGCGGGCGGGAUACAAAUCCCGACGAGUCAAGCCAUAUCGAUACCUAGUUCCACGAGCGUCCAAUUGCCGGUGGCAAGCGUGGCCAAUGUGGCCAACGGGGGCGUCGGUAUGCCGAAUGGGGGGGAUUCCAAGAACGGAAAUGGGAAGGAGACAAAGUCACCUCCGAGUCCGGCCGGGCAAGGCGGCGGCGUGGCGGUGCGCGGCGGCGGCGUGGGCGGCAUGGGCGUGGUGCCCGUGCAGGUGCCCGUGAGCGUGGCCAACGGGCACACCGUGUACCACACCGUGCACGUGCCCGUGCACGCGCCGCACCUGCAGAUCAUCCCGCAGCUGCAGCAGAUGCAAGCGCAGCCGCAAGUCGCGAACGUGCUGACACCGUCAGGACAGAUACAACAGAUACAGAUAGCUUCACUCGGAAACGUUCAGCAGGGCGGUGCGGGCCAGAACGGCGCGGCGCAGGGGCAGCACACCAUCACUCUGCAGGCGGUACCGAAUCAAAUACAAGACACAAAUAAUCAAGUGCAACAGCAGCAGUCCCAGGCUAUCAUUACGAACACGCCGUCGGGCCAGCAGGUCACCGUCAUACCGACUAGCAAUAUGCCGACGCUGGGCGUGGGCGGGCUGGGCGGCGCCGUGCAGCUCGUGCCGGCCGUGGGGCUGCCGGGCGCCGUGCAGCUCGCGCAGCUGCCGCAGGCGCAGCCGCAGCCGCAGCCGCAGCCCGUCAUAGAAACACCAUUUCCGGGCCAGCAGAUCCAGCAAGAUCCGAACGAGCCUGGAAAGUGGCAAGUGGUAACGGUUAGUUCGGGGAACACCACCACAACUGAAUGCGAGGCGAAUAAAAACAGACCCAAUAGUCCGAACAGCGGGAAGCGGUUGAUGAAGCGAGUUGCGUGCACGUGCCCUAACUGUGAUCAAGGAGAAAACCGACUGGUGGACCGCAAGAAGCAGCACGUGUGCCACAUCCCGGGCUGCAACAAGGUGUACGGCAAGACGUCGCACCUGCGCGCACAUCUACGCUGGCACUCUGGCGAGCGACCUUUCCUUUGUAACUGGCUCUUCUGUGGGAAGAGGUUCACACGGUCGGACGAGUUGCAACGACAUCGACGCACGCAUACGGGCGAAAAACGUUUUGAAUGUCCCGAGUGCAGCAAGCGAUUCAUGCGCUCCGACCAUCUCGCCAAACACGUGCGAAUACACACGAAGAAUCGAAUUACCGAGGUGGCUACAUCAACUCAGUCUAUGUACUCCGACUCGGGUGAUGACAGUUGUGACGAGAAGAUGAUGCUCACCAUAGAAACAAUGCACCAAGGCGGGGAUAACGAGGAGAAGUUGGUCAUGAUACGGCCUGGGACUAAAAUAGAUCCGGACCACAUAGACAGUUAAAGUAACGUCACCAAACAAUUAGUUAAAAAAGUACUGGGAUUACUGUGAUGACUUGAAAUUAAUGGCCUUUACUGGACUAAGGAGAUAUUUCCCAAGGCCUCAAAGAGUAUAGUUUAAGGAUUAAAAUGUGCAGUGAUUGUGCGUAUGAGUAACCAGUGUAUACAAGAUUGUCGAACUUUGAUAUUGUUUAUACUACAGUCGAAGGUUGGUUGCAAGACUUACUGUCAUGUUGCAAUUAAAAAAAUGGUUCAUGUAAUAUCCCCAGUAUAAUGAUAAUAGUGCAAAUGGCAUUACAUAGUAUUUAAAGUAGUUGAAAUCAUAGGAAUAACAUAAGAAACUAAUGUAAGCUUUUGCCUUUCAAAAGAGUAAUAUAUUUUUUCACAAAUAGAUGUAACUUCUAAGAUUAAUUGUAGGCUGUACAUCCAUCCUACAUAUACUAUAAAUACUUUGCAGCACCAUUUGUGUUGAUACUUUUUCAUUUCAGCUACAUGCUGUAUACGUACUUGAUUAUUGUCUGCUUGUCCAUUUGUGUACUGCUAUAAUACCGAAAUAUGUCAUUCAUUAGCAUUCUAUAAAAAAAAGUCGAAAGCUUAAUUUUUUAACUUUUGAUUAAUUUCUAUCUUAUGUAGAUGUGAAAUAGAGAAUAGAAAUCACAAUUCCAUAUUAAAGUACUAAUAUAGACAUUAUUUAAUAACUUUAGGAUAAUUUUAGUCAAACACACAAACAUAGAAUAUGAUUUGCUUAUAUAUUAUACACAUACUAUUUUAACUUUUGAUUAAAGCUUUUUCUGUGUUUUACAUCACAAUAUCUUAAGGUAGAUUGAUUUAUUUAUUUGAAGCCGCCUUAUAAUUUUUAAUAUUUUAGUGUGUGUAUUGUACAUUGUUAUAAACAUUGUG